Messenger RNA from Hibiscus syriacus, 1722 nucleotides. RefSeq names its product cytochrome P450 86A1-like. The coding region runs from base 1 to 1530 and encodes 509 amino acids. The record is from RefSeq and is a predicted model, not a curated record. Lineage: Eukaryota; Viridiplantae; Streptophyta; Magnoliopsida; Malvales; Malvaceae. The transcript has a single exon. Gene Ontology annotation, molecular function: heme binding; oxidoreductase activity, acting on paired donors, with incorporation or reduction of molecular oxygen; iron ion binding.
AUGGAAUUGAAAACCCUUCCAUUUGGGUUCACCAUAGGUGCUGCAGCAAUAUUUGCUUAUGCAGUUUGGUUCUACCUUCUAACCAGGAGGCUAAGUGGUCCAAGAGUAUGGCCUCUGGUCGGUAGCCUACCAUUUCUUUUCAUGAACAGGAGGAGUAUCCAUGAUUGGAUCGCUGGUCAUCUUCGAGCCACAGGUGGUUCAUCAACCUAUCAAACGUGUACUAUUGCCAUUCCGUUUUUGGCACGGAAGCAAGGGUUCUAUACUGUCACUUGUCACCCGAAGAACAUCGAGCAUAUUCUGCGUACCAGGUUCGAUAAUUACCCCAAAGGGCCUCAUUGGCAAGCUGCAUUUCAUGAUCUUUUGGGGCAAGGGAUCUUCAAUAGUGAUGGGGAGGCUUGGCUCAUGCAGAGGAAAACAGCAGCACUUGAAUUCACAACGAGGUCACUCAGGCAAGCCAUGGGUCGGUGGGUGAAUAGGACAAUCAAGAAUCGUCUAUGGUGUAUUUUGGACGAAGCUUCGAAUGAGGAGAAGCCAGUGGAUUUGCAGGAUUUGUUGCUUCGUUUAACAUUUGACAACAUUUGUGGUCUUACCUUUGGUAAAGAUCCAGAGACACUAUCUCCUGGAUUACCUGAAAAUUCAUUCGCUAUUGCUUUUGACGCUGCUACUGAAGCUACUCUCAAAAGGCUUCUUUACCCAGAUUUAUUAUGGAGAUUGCAGAAGAUUUUUGGGAUUGGACCAGAGAAAAGAUUAAAUAAUAGCCUCAGGGUUGUCGAAAACUACAUGAACGACGCCAUUGAAGCACGAAAAGAAGCUCCCUCAGAUGAUCUACUGUCCCGUUUCAUGAAGAAGAAAGAUGUUGAGGACUCCGUUCUUCAACGCAUUGCUCUAAACUUCGUCCUGGCUGGCCGUGACACCUCUUCCGUAGCCCUCAGCUGGUUCUUCUGGCUAACAAUGAACCACCCAGAGAUUGAACCAAAGAUCAUCGAUGAAAUAUCAACGGUUCUCCGCAACACCCGUGGACCAGAUUCCAAGAACUGGCUCCAACACCCUCUCACGUUCGAUGAAUCCGAAAAGCUGGUAUAUCUCAAAGCAGCAUUAGCCGAAACACUUCGUUUAUACCCCUCGGUUCCUCAGGACUUCAAGUACGUGGUCCAAGACGAUGUCUUACCGGACGGCACGUUUGUUCCCGCCGGCUCAACCGUGACAUAUUCAAUCUAUUCAGUCGGAAGAAUGAAGACGAUAUGGGGAGAUGAUUGCUUGGAGUUCAGGCCUGAAAGGUGGCUAACACCAGAAGGUGACAAGUUCGACCCGCCAAAGGAUGGUUACAAGUUUGUAGCAUUCAAUGCUGGACCGAGGACUUGUUUGGGGAAAGACUUGGCUUACCUUCAAAUGAAGUCAGUGGCGUCCGCAAUUUUGCUGCGUUAUCGGCUUUCGUCGGUGCCUGGACAUAGGGUGGAGCAGAAGAUGUCUCUCACACUGUUUAUGAAAAAAGGGCUUCGUGUGUACUUGAAGCCGCGUCUACUUGCAUGAAGAUGGGCGCAUUUGUGGGGAUUAAUGGAAUUUGUCUUUACUCUUAUAUCAUAUACAGGAAAUUAGAACAUGGUGGAUCAUUCUUGUUCAAGUCGGCUUUGUGGGGGAGUAUAUGGUUUGAUUUAAUUUGAUUUGUUUUGGUUUCAUCAUUUCAAACAAUACUUGUUUGGGUGGUUGAAUCUCAACACAGUU